This is a messenger RNA of Solenopsis invicta (red fire ant), 1845 nucleotides long. RefSeq names its product protein ALP1-like. NCBI's taxonomy places the organism in Eukaryota, Metazoa, Arthropoda, Insecta, Hymenoptera, Formicidae. The coding region runs from base 414 to 1730 and encodes 438 amino acids. The record is from RefSeq and is a predicted model, not a curated record. The transcript has 4 exons.
ACUACGUCAAACUAUAAAGGAAAAACAACAUAUGAAACUUCAUCACAAACGAACGUUCCGUCAACUUUAUACUUAUAUUACAAGUGAACGUCCUUUCCAAAUUAUCAGAAGUGAACAUUCCUUCAACUUACACGUUAAAUUCCCCAUCGACUUUGAGUUUAUCGAGUGAAGAAGUGCCAUAUAUUUCAUGUAUCGACAAAUCUUCAGGUAUAUCUGAGGAUUAUUCUAUUCCACAACAAUCUUAUUCUGAAAGUGCUGUAAUAUUGACGCCAGAAACUAACAAUUUGGCAGUUACGACAACGGUUUGGAAGAGAAAGGAAAAAAGUAAUCCAAUCACGUAGUCGCUCAGACGCUGGAGUUAACGAACAGACUUACACGCUGUGACAUCACAACUGUUGUUUGUGGUUAUAGAGAUGGACUUGAAGAAAUUAGGUCUUACAACCCUCUUUAUUUUAUUAAGGCAUCAAAGUAUUUUACUGCAAAUUGCUUUGCAAACACAGAGAGUGAAAACAAGACGUUGGUGGAUCAGACCACUUAAUAAAAAGAAACAUCACGGAUUCAUGUGUAACCUAUUUCGCGAAAUUAGAUUAACUGACCAUGAAGAAUUUUUUGGUUACACCCGGCUUUGGCCUGAACAAUAUGAAAUACUACUGAGACUAGUAACUCCUUAUUUGAGAAAGCAUAGUAUACGAAAAUCUUUUUCGCCUCAUGCAAGAUUAGCCGUAACUUUGACGUAUCUUGCCCAAGGUGAUACUGUGCAAAGUAAACAUUUGGAAUUUCGCAUGGGGAAAUCGACAGUAUAUAAAAUUAUAUAUGAAGUUUGCCAAGCAAUAUGGCUCGCUCUUCAACCUAUUGUUUUACCCACAUUAAAUGCUGAAAAAUGGAAAAAGAUAAGUGAAGACUUCUUUCUUAAAUGGCAAUUUCCAAAUUGCAUUGGGGCACUUGAUGGCCGCCAUAUGGAAAUACAAACACCUCCAAACUCAGGGUCUUAUUUCUACAACUAUAAAGGAUAUUUUAGCAUUGUCCUCCUGGCGAUGUGUGAUGCUAAUUACAAAUUUACAUGGGUCGAUGUUGGUCAAUUUGGUUCAUUAAGUGAUGGUGGCAUAUGGAGUCAGACAGAUUUGGCUGUUGAUUUAGAAAAUGAUACAGCAGGCUUACCUGAACCCACUCCUUUACUACAAAGAAAUAUUCCUUUUCCGUAUGUUGCUGUAGCUGACGAAGCAUUUCCGUUAAAACCGUAUUUAAUGCGUCCUUUUCCAAGAAAAAUGAAUAAAAUGACAAACGAAGAGCGUGUAUUUAACUAUCGCUUAAGCAGAGCAAGAUUGUGUAUAGAAAAUACUUUUGGGAUUCUUUCUUCUCGAUGGAGGAUUCUGCACAAAAGGAUGUGUUGCUCAGUAGAGAAUGCACAUAAUAUUUGUAAAGCCCUUGUUUGUUUACACAAUUUUGCUAUGAUCCAUAACAAUAAUCAGCGUGCUGAUCAAUAUUGUCCACCUAAUUGGCUAGAUGUAGAAGAUACAGAAGGAGGAUUAGUAGAAGGUCGUUGGCGUAUUAUAGGGGCUGGACAAUAUUUCAAAGAAUUGUCAAGAGUGGGACCUAACAGAGCUGGAGCUGUUUCUAUAGGUUUACGCAAUUAUCUUAAAGAUUAUUUUGUAUCACCCACUGGCAAUGCUCAAGUACCUUGGCAAUUUGAAAAAGCAUUGAGGAAAUCCAAUAUUAAUAUAUGUGUUUAGAGUGUAUAUGUAGAGUGUAUUAAUAUAGUACGUGUGUAUAUAUAGUUUCUACAUCUCUCUCAUAUGUGUUAAAGUCAGAUAUCAAAUAUAUUACUUGUAAAUAAACUUUUUAUUA